This is a messenger RNA of Pimephales promelas (fathead minnow), 11022 nucleotides long. The record is from RefSeq and is a predicted model, not a curated record. Lineage: Eukaryota; Metazoa; Chordata; Actinopteri; Cypriniformes; Leuciscidae.
CUCACCUCCCACCAUGGAGUGGAAAACAUCUGCAGUCUGCAUACUACUUCUGGCGCUUACCGGCAUUCAGGUGCAUUCAAAGAACGUCUAUCCCAGUAACCAUGUCAACAGCAUCUGCAGCAUGUGGGGAAACUUCCACUUCAAGACGUUCGAUGGGGACGUUUAUCAGUUCCCUGGCAUGUGCGAGUAUAACCUGGUGUCUGACUGCCAAAGCCUCAUUCGCCAGUUCUCGGUUCAUGUGAGGAGAACAGAAGACACCAAUGACCCGAAGAUCAGCAGGGUGUCAGUCAGUAUCAAUGACAUCAUCAUUGAGUUGACUGAGAAAGAGGUCAUGAUCAAUGAACAAAAAGUAACACUGCCUGUGCAUAUCACAGGGAUCCUUGUGGAAGAAAACACCAUUUACACCAGACUCUAUUCCAAAAUGGGCAUCACUGUCACAUGGAACAAAGAGGAUGCAGUUAUGGUGGAACUUGACUCCAAAUAUUCCAAUCGGACUUGUGGACUGUGUGGCGAUUUUAAUGGAGUUCCAGUUUAUAAUGAGUUCAUUGAAUCCGGACGGAGGGUUGGAUAUACUGAGUUUGGAAAUAAUCACAGAGUUCCCAACCCAACUCAUAACUGUGAAGAUCCUUUUGAAAACAUCGAUGAGCAAAAUGUGGUGGACCAAUGUGAAAAAUAUCGGGCAGAUUGUGCAGACCUUUUGGAGGAUGAAAAGUGGUCUUCUUGUAGCUGGGUUUUGAACCCUGAGCCAUAUAUCAAGGCCUGUACAAAUGAUAUCUGUUCACGUCAACCUGAAGAUGAAGAAAACGAAGAUAGAGACACCACCGCACUCUGCGCGACUUUGUCUGAAUAUUCACGUCAGUGUUCGCAUGCUGGAGGAUCUCCGCCGAACUGGAGAACAGCAAAGUUCUGUGCUGUGACGUGCCCCUACAAUAUGGUACAUUCUGAAAGUGGCUCCCCCUGUAUGGCCACAUGCUCACACAAAGACACAAACACACUGUGUGAGGAACACAACAUCGAUGGCUGCUUCUGCCCACCAGGAACUGUGUUUGAUGACAUUUCAAAUACGGGCUGCAUCCCAGCAGAAAAGUGUCAGUGCAAGCAUGACCGCGUCUACAACACAGGAGAGAUUCUUCGCAAAGACGAGGAAGAAUGUGUAUGUGAGGAGGGAAACUGGAUCUGUACGAGUAUUCCUCACCCUGGCCUGUGCGCAGUAGAGGAAGGAUCUCACUUCACCACCUACGACGGGAAAGAAUUCACUUUCCAUGGAGACUGCAACUAUGUGCUCUCAAAAGAUUGUGAGGGGUCCAAGUUCAUCAUAUUGGCUCAGAUUGUUCCUUGUUUUACUCAUGAAACGGACACCUGUUUGAAAUCUAUCGUGGUGCUGUUUGACAUUGACAAGAAAAAUCCUCUGAUUAUUAAAGCUGAUGGGACGGUACAACACAAUGCAGAAGUUUCACUUCCUUACAUGACAGCUGACUUCACUGUGUUCAUGCCGUCAUCAUUUCACAUCUUACUUCAGACCACCUUUGGGCUGCAAGUACAGAUACAGCUGGUGCCUCUUAUGCAGGUGUACAUCACUGUGGAGCAAAUCUUCAAGGGCAAGACUUGUGGUCUCUGUGGAAAUUUUAACGAAGUGCUGUUUGAUGACCUGAAGACCCCUCAGGGAGUGGUGGAGGGUACAGCAGUUUCCUUCGCAAAUGCCUGGAAGGCCCUUUCCAACUGUCCCGACCGUUCUGAGAGGAUGGACGACCCUUGUUCCUACAGCAGUGACAGCGAGCACUUUGCUGAGCACUGGUGUUCCAAGAUGAAGGACAAGGAGAGCCUCUUUGCCAAAUGUCACACCACUGUCAAUCCAGACAGCUACUACAAAAGAUGCAAAUACUCCAGCUGUACCUGUGAGAAGAGUGAGGAAUGUCUGUGUACGGUGUUCUCCUCGUACGCCCGGGCCUGUGCAGCUAAAGGAAUAUUCCUCCAAGGCUGGCGAGGAAUCGUGUGUGAGAAGUAUACAGAGAACUGCCCGGCAUCGCAGAACUACUCGUAUCAGCUGCAGAGCUGCCAGCGUACCUGUCUUUCUCUCGCCUCUGAGCGCCAAAGCUGCAGCGUUGACUUUGUGCCUGUUGAUGGAUGCGCAUGUCCAGAUGGACUCUACCAGGAUGAGAAUGGACUGUGUGUACCUAUGGAAAAAUGUCCAUGUUAUCACAACGGACAGAAAAUCCAUCCCGGCAAGUCUGUCAACAUUAGGGAUGAACACUGUGUUUGCAUCAAUGGAAAGUUCCACUGUCGUUCCUGGAAAACCCAAAUUCAUGGAUGUCCCUCUCCAAAGGUUUUCUUCAACUGCAGUACAGCAGGCCAAUAUGAACAUGGAUUGGCGUGUGCAAAGACUUGUUCGCAACAGGAAGUUGACUGCUUCUCGCUGGACUGUCAAUCUGGCUGCCAUUGUCCUUUUGGUCUAUUGGAUGAUGGCAGAGGACACUGUGUUAAACCGGAUAACUGCCCAUGUAAACAUGAUGGACAGUUUUAUGCACCAGGAUCUGAGAUAACCGUAGAUUGCAAUAAAUGCACUUGUCAACGGGGAAAGUGGAAAUGUACACAUAAUAAGUGUCCAGGCAUAUGCACCAUAUACGGCAGCGGACAUUAUAAAACUUUCGAUCAGCAAAGAUUUGGCUUCAGGGGAGACUGCAGUUAUAUUGCUGCUCAGGAUAAGUGUGGAAAUAAAACUGGCCAUUUUCACGUGGUUACCGAAAACAUGCCUUGUGGAACAACAGGAACCACUUGUUCAAAGGCUGUAGGGAUACUUUUGGGGAGGACUUGGCUACUGCUUUCUGAUGGGACUGUAACAGUUACUGAUACCGGAAGUGGUCCAAAGUUUAAGUACAGUCAGAGAAAUGUUGGGAUGUACCUUGUCAUUGAUGCUAAAAUCGGACUGACAAUUUUGUGGGACCGCAAAACCACUGUCCGCAUCAUUCUGCAACCUCAUUACAAGGGACACGUUUGUGGCUUGUGUGGAAAUUUCAAUGGGAAUGGAAAAGAUGACUUUACCACUCAGGGAAAUUUGCCAACUACAAAUGUAAUGGAGUUUGUGGACAGCUGGAAAGUGUUAAGCACCUGCCCUGAUGCAAAACCAGACCUUAACCCAUGCCUUGAGACCCCCAAUCGAGAGACAUGGGCAAAAAUACAGUGUAGCAUCAUAAAGGAAGUUACGUUCAAAGACUGCCAUAACAAGGUGGAUCCAAACCCAUAUUAUGAGAACUGUGUGAAGGACUCGUGCGCGUGUGAUGCAGGUGGAGAUUGCGAGUGCUUCUGUACAGCUGUGGCAGCUUACGCUCAAGCCUGCAAUGAGGCAGGUGUUUGUGUCGUUUGGAGAACACCUGAGAUCUGCCCUGUGUUCUGUGACUACUACAAUGACCCAGGAGAAUGCACAUGGCACUACAGUCCUUGUCAUACACCUUGCUACAAAACCUGUCUCAACCCUGAUGGUAUUUGCAAUAACACUUUACCCAACCUGGAAGGAUGUUAUCCAGAAUGUCCAAAGGAUAAGCCUAUUUAUGAUGAAGAAAAUCAGAUCUGUGUGGAGAAAUGUAUAGAACCUACAACAACACCAGAACCUACCACAUCAUCUACCCCUAGACAACAACUACCACAAAGCCUCCUACAACAACACCAAAGUUACCACAUCAUCUACCACUACACUGACAACUACCACAAAGCCUCCUACAACAACACCAGAAGCUACCACAUCAUCUACCCCUACACCGACAACUACCACUACCAUAAAGCCUCCUACAACAACACCAGAACCUCCCACAACAACACCAGGACCUACCCCAUCAUCUACUCCUACACCGACAACUACCACUACCAUAAAGCCUCCUACAACAACACCAGAACCUCCCACAACAACACCAGGACCUACCCCAUCAUCUACUCCUACACCGACUACCACAAAGUCUACUACAACACCAGAACCUACCACAUCAUCUACCCCUACACCGACAACUACCACUACCAUAAAGCCUCCUACAACAACACCAGAACCUCCCACAACAACACCAGAACCUACCACAUCAUCUACCCCUACACCGACAACUACCACAACAGAGGAGGGGAUGACUUGGAGACUUAUGAAAAUAUUGCAGGAAAUGGAAAAGAGAUCUGUGAACAGCCAGAAGCUAUUGAAUGUAGGGCUGUGGGCCUACCAAACUUGAGCUUUGAAGAUCUUAUUCAGCAAUCAAACCAAGUUGCCCAGUGCAAUGUUUCAUUUGGAUUAAUAUGUGAAGGGGAACAACAGAAAUUCCGCCCAUAUAAAUGUUCUAACUAUGAAAUACGGGUUUACUGCUGUUUCAUUUGUACAACACCACCACCAUCAACAACAACAAUAUUUACCACAUCAUCUACCCCUACAUCGACAACUACCACAAAGCCUCCUACAAUAACACCAGAACCUACCACAUCAUCUACCCCUAGACCGACAACUAUCACAAAGCCUCCUACAACAACACCUGAACCUACCACAUCAACACCAGAACCUACCACAUCAUCUACCCCUACACCGACAAGUACCACAAAGCCUCCUACAACCACAACAGAACCUACCACUUCAUUUACCACUACACCGACAACUAUCACAAAGCCUCCUACAACCACACCAGAACCUACCACGUCAUCUACCCCUACACUGACAACUACCACAAAGAUCAGGUCAAAUUUCAACAGAAUCUACCACAUCAGCUACACCGACAACUACCACAAAGCCUCCUACAACUACACCAGGACCUACCACAUCAUCUACCCCUACACCGACUACCACAAAGUCUACUACAACACCAGAACCUCCCACAACAACACCAGAACCUCCCACAACAACACCAGAACCUACCACAGCAUCUACACUUACAACGACUACCACAAAGUCUACUACAACACCAGAGCCUCCCACAACAACACCAGGACCUACCCCAUCAUCUACCCCUACACCGACAACUACCACUACCACAAAGCCUCCCACAACAACACCAGAACCUCCCACAACAACACCAGGACCUACCCCAUCAUCUACCCCUACGCCGACUACUACAAAGUCUACUACAACACCAGAAAGACCUACCACAUCAACACAAGAACCUACCACAUCAUCUACCCCUACACCGACUACCACAAAGUCUACUACAACACCAGAACCUCCCACAACAACACCAGAGCCUACCACAUCAUCUACUCCUACACCGACAACUACCACAAAGCCUCCUACAACAACACCAGAACCUACCACAUCAACACAAGAACCUACCCCAUCAUCUACUCCUAUACCGACUACCACAAAGUCUACUACAACACCAGAACCUACCACAUCAUCUACCCCUACACCGACAACUACCACUACCAUAAAGCCUCCUACAACAACACCAGAACCUCCCACAACACAUCAGGACCUACCCCAUCAUCUACUCCUACACCAACUACCACAAAGUCUACUACAACACCAGAACCUACCACAUCAUCUACCCCUACACCGACAACUACCACUACCAUAAAGCCUCCUACAACAACACCAGAACCUCCCACAACAACACCAGGACCUACCCCAUCAUCUACUCCUACACCGACAACUACCACUACCAUAAAGCCUCCUACAACAACACCAGAACCUCCCACAACAACACCAGGACCUACCCCAUCAUCUACUCCUACACCGACUACCACAAAGUCUACUACAACACCAGAACCUACCACAUCAUCUACCCCUACACCGACAACUACCACUACCAUAAAGCCUCCUACAACAACACCAGAACCUCCCACAACAACACCAGGACCUACCCCAUUAUCUACCCCUACACCGACAACUACCACUACCAUAAAGCCUCCUACAACAACACCAGAACCUCCCACAACAACACCAGGACCUACCCCAUCAUCUACUCCUACACCUACAACUACCACUACCAUAAAGCCUCCUACAACAACACCAGAACCUCCCACAACAACACCAGGACCUACCCCAUCAUCUACUCCUACACCGACUACCACAAAGUCUACUACAACACCAGAACCUACCACAUCAUCUACUCCUACACCUACAACUACCACUACCAUAAAGCCUCCUACAACAACACCAGAACCUCCCACAACAACACCAGGACCUACCCCAUCAUCUACUCCUACACCGACUACCACAAAGUCUACUACAACACCAGAACCUACCACAUCAUCUACCCCUACACCGACAACUACCACUACCAUAAAGCCUCCUACAACAACACCAGAACCUCCCACAACAACACCAGGACCUACCCCAUCAUCUACUCCUACACCGACAACUACCACUACCAUAAAGCCUCCUACAACAACACCAGAACCUCCCACAACAACACCAGGACCUACCCCAUCAUCUACUCCUACACCGACAACUACCACUACCAUAAAGCCUCCUACAACAACACCAGAACCUCCCACAACAACACCAGGACCUACCCCAUCAUCUACUCCUACACCGACUACCACAAAGUCUACUACAACACCAGAACCUACCACAUCAUCUACCCCUACACCGACAACUACCACAAAGCCUCCUACAACAACACCAGAACCUCCCACAACAACACCAGAACCUACCACAUCAUCUACCCCUACACCGACAACUACCACAAAGCCUCCUACAACAACACCAGAACCUACCACAACAACACCAGGACCUACCCCAUCAUCUACCCCUACACCGACAACUACCACUACCACAAAGCCUCCUACAACAACACCAGGACCUACCACAACAACACCAGGACCUACCCCAUCAUCUACCCCUACACCGACAACUACCACUACCACAAAGGCUCCUACAACAACACCAGAACCUCCCACAACAACACCAGGACCUACCCCAUCAUCUACCCCUACACCGACAACUACCACUACCAUAAAGCCUCCUACAACAACACCAGAACCUCCCACAACAACACCAGGACCUACCCCAUCAUCUACUCCUACACCGACUACCACAAAGUCUACUACAACAACACCAGAACCUCCCACAACAACACCAGGACCUACCCCAUCAUCUACUCCUACACCGACUACCACAAAGUCUACUACAACACCAGAACCUACCACAUCAUCUACCCCUACACCAACAACUACCACUACCAUAAAGCCUCCUACAACAACACCAGAACCUCCCACAACAACACCAGGACCUACCCCAUCAUCUACUCCUACACCGACAACUACCACUACCAUAAAGCCUCCUACAACAACACCAGAACCUCCCACAACAACACCAGGACCUACCCCAUCAUCUACUCCUACACCGACAACUACCACUACCAUAGAGCCUCCUACAACAACACCAGAACCUCCCACAACAACACCAGGACCUACCCCAUCAUCUACUCCUACACCGACUACCACAAAGUCUACUACAACACCAGAACCUACCACAUCAUCUACCCCUACACCGACAACUACCACUACCAUAAAGCCUCCUACAACAACACCAGAACCUCCCACAACAACACCAGGACCUACCCCAUCAUCUACUCCUACACCGACAACUACCACUACCAUAAAGCCUCCUACAACAACACCAGAACCUCCCACAACAACACCAGGACCUACCCCAUCAUCUACUCCUACACCGACAACUACCACUACCAUAGAGCCUCCUACAACAACACCAGAACCUCCCACAACAACACCAGGACCUACCCCAUCAUCUACUCCUACACCGACUACCACAAAGUCUACUACAACACCAGAACCUACCACAUCAUCUACCCCUACACCGACAACUACCACUACCAUAAAGCCUCCUACAACAACACCAGAACCUCCCACAACAACACCAGGACCUACCCAUCAUCUACUCCUACACCGACAACUACCACUACCAUUCUACUACAACACCAGAACCUACCACAUCAUCUACCCCUACACCGACAACUACCACUACCAUAAAGCCUCCUACAACAACACCAGAACCUCCCACAACAACACCAGGACCUACCCCAUCAUCUACUCCUACACCGACUACCACAAAGUCUACUACAACACCAGAACCUACCACAUCAUCUACCCCUACACCGACAACUACCACUACCAUAAAGCCUCCUACAACAACACCAGAACCUCCCACAACAACACCAGGACCUACCCCAUCAUCUACUCCUACACCGACUACCACAAAGUCUACUACAACACCAGAACCUACCACAUCAUCUACCCCUACACCGACAACUACCACUACCACAAAGCCUCCUACAACAACACCAGAACCUCCCACAACAACACCAGGACCUACCCCAUCAUCUACUCCUACACCGACAACUACCACUACCACAAAGGCUCCUACAACAACACCAGGACCUACCACAUCAACACAAGAACCUACCACUUCAUCUACCCCUACACCGACUACCACAAAGUCUACUACAACACCAGAACCCCCCACAACAACACCAAGACCUACCCCAUCAUCUACCCCUACGUUGACAACUACCACAAAGCCUCCACAACAACACCUGGAUCUACCACAUCAUCUACCCUAAACCGGCAACUACUCCUACACCAACUCCACACAAACGAGACCUUCAUCCUGUGUGAUUGCACCAUGGCAAGGUGCAUAGAAGACAACGUUAUUGAAAUUAUCCCAUUUGAAUGCCCUCCACUGCAGAACAUUACCUGUGAAAAUGGCAAAAAACCUGUGCUUGUGUAUGAUGAGCAUCACUGCUGCCAGUCUUACCAAUGUGACUGCUUUUGUGAAGGCUGGGGUGACCCGCAUUACAUCACAUUUGAUGGACUUUUCUACAGUUAUCAAGGAAACUGCACCUAUAUAUUAAUGGAGGAAAUAAGGCCUAAAUACCAUUUAAAGAUCUACAUUGACAAUGUCUUCUGUGACCCUAUUGAGCAUGUAUCCUGUCCCAGAUCCAUUAUUGUGUCUUACAACAAUCAAGUCAUAACACUAACAAAUCAUAAUUUCAUUGGAGGUGCAGACCUAGAGGCUGUUAAGGACAAUGUUAAGUUAAGACUGCCAUAUGCUUUUAAUGGUGUGAGGGUUAUAAGCUCAGGCCUAGACUUGUUCCUGAGUAUUCCACAGCUUGGUGUUGAUAUAACAUUUGGAGCCACUGGCUUUGGCAUCAACCUGCCAUUCCAGCAUUUUGGAAACAACACACAAGGUCACUGUGGAACAUGCAACAACAACAGAGCCGAUGACUGCAUGAUCCCUGGAGGGAUCUUGGUGAACGACUGUGCAUUGAUGGCAGAUUACUGGCCAGCCAGUGGUGUGAAUGGUGAAAUUUGCACUCCACCAACUGCAUUGCCUACAGUUGGGGGUGAUCUUAAACCUACACCUGAGCCAUGCCAGGCCCAUCCUGAAUGCAACCUCCUCAGCAGCGAGUUGUUCGAAGCAUGCCAUUCCCAUGUGUCCCCUAACAACUUCUUUUUAGGAUGUCAAUAUGAUAGUUGUCAUAUGAGCAACCCUGCCGUGGUGUGUACCAGUCUGCAGAGCUACGCAAGGGCUUGCUCUGAAUUAGGGGUAUGCAUACACUGGAGGAACUACACUAACCUUUGCAAUAUUGAAUGUCCAGCAGAUAAAGUCUUCAAUCCUUGUGGUCCAGCUGAACCACCAAGCUGUGAUGAUAUACCUGAACGGAGCACCAUUACAGUGCAUACAGAGGGCUGCUUCUGUCCUGAGGGAACAUUGCUCUUCAACAAGGAGUCAGGAGUCUGUGUGAACAAAUGCGGAUGCCUGGAUGCCUCUGGGACACCACGUGAGUUUGAUGAGGUUUUCGAGUACAACUGCGAAGAGUGUGUUUGUGAAAAGGCCAGCAAAUCGGUGACCUGUAAGCCCAAGAAGUGUCCUGAUGUGAAUCCUGUGAGCUGCACUGAGCCCGGCUUUGUGCUAGUCAACGUCACCAAUCCCUCCGAUCCAUGCUGCAACAAACAAGUUUGCAAUUGUGAUGUCAACGUUUGCCCACCUUUGGAUAAAAAGUGUGGAGUCGGAUAUGCGCCGGUCCUGGAAGUGCCUAUCGGAAAAUGCUGUCCAGAAAUCAAAUGCGAGCCAAAGAAAGUUUGUGUCCACAAAAACGUAGAGUAUCAGCCUGGUACCAAGAUCCCCGUCAUUGACUGUCAGGAAUGUAGCUGUACCUGGGAUGUGGAUCCUAAAACACAGUGGUUCAAGAUCAAAUGUGAAUUUGUGCAGUGCGAUGAGAAAUGUAAACCUGGUUAUGAAUAUAUUGAUACAGGCCAUGACUGCUGUGGAAAGUGUGUGCAAACUCACUGCAUCAUCAACAUCAACGGCGUCGAGCAUAUACUGCAGGACGGAGCCAGUUUACCCUCUACAAACCAGGGCUGUGACAGAAUCACAUGCACUAAAGUUAAUGGACAGUUCAUCACUGACAAAUACACAGUCCAGUGCCCUCCUUUCAACGUUACGAACUGCCAGCCUGGUACCGUUCAGCUGUCAGCUGAUGGCUGCUGCCGUGUUUGUGUGGACCAAGUUACGGGAUGUGGAGUAAAGAUUGUUAGCGAUUACAUAAAUCACAUGGACUGCCAGUCAGAGAAGAAAAUGGACCUGACAUUUUGUAGUGGAGACUGUAACAGCUUUAGCAGCUACACUGCACCUGGAUUGUCCUCCUGUAGCUGUUGCCAGGCCACGCGUUCAAGUAAUCGCACAGUGAAUCUUGGUUGCGUAAAUGGAGACAUAAUAACCCACUCGUACAUCCAUGUCGAAGAGUGCUCCUGUAGCAGAACUGACUGUCACAUAAACGACGCACUCAUUGAAAACAGCCAAAGAAAACGCAGCUUGGGACUUCCGUGAGCAGCAGCGGUGAAUCAUCAAACCCAUGCAAAAACGAAAUGUCUCUUAAGUAUCGUAGUGAAAAUUUGUAAUCAGAAAUUAACUUAAAUGGCACAUUUUUUAACAUUUCUUGCAUUUUAUCUAUAGGUCUCUUCUUUUUUCUGUGCUUGAUAAAGGUGUACUCUUUUGCUUGUUUGAAAUGAAAAUAAAUAAAAAAGCAUAUUAAAAUUCAA